AUGAUCCGUCGAGGUAAACGGAGCAAGCUCAAGGUGAUCAAUCCCAAGAAGCGGACCAAGGCGAGCGUGCUGGACAAUGACGAGCUCUCGACGACUCCGCUAAGCGACUGGCUGCCGUCGGCUCUGGCAGACUUGCUGGGCUUUGAUCCUGGGCCAGAGCUCCCUGGCUACCUGGCCGAGUUUAGCGACAAAGAGGCCAUUGCUGCUUAUCUGGCUGCUCUUAUUGACGUCUCACCCUCCGAUCCGCGCAUCGAUGCCUUUGCAAACAGCCUCAUGGCCCGUAUCACCAUCAAGUCCGCUGCAUCGUCGUCGGCUGACCAUGCGCCCGCGGGUGGCAACCCGGCGCAGAGUGGCGGGGUGGCUGCGGGUGGCGAGAUGGCUGCGAGUGGCGAGAUGGCUGCACGUACCGACGCAGCUGCACGUACCGACAAGCCGCAAGCGGCGACAACGCUGAGUCUUGACUCAAAGAACGCAGCAUCGUCGCAGUACAGCAGGAAGAAGGGCUCAGUCCGUGGUGGGCUCGAGCUGCUGCGGCAGCUGCCAGCGCAUUUGCGGACGGCGUCGGGCGCGUGCGGAUGCCAGGCCCGGGUCCACGGACUUCUUGCCAACUGUCUCAAGUGCGGCAAGAUCGUAUGCGAGGCCGAGGGCUGGGGCCCGUGCGCACACUGCGGCGAGGCCGUCGGCUCGCGCGGGCAGAUCAAGCGCGACUCGAACAAGGUGCGUCGAAGGGUGGCCCGGGCUGAGGCUGAGCGCGCCGAAGCGCUCAAGGCUGCUCAGGCCCGGACGGCCAAGCUGCUCCAGCAAGAGCGCGAGUACGCGGUCCGCAACAAGAUCAUCGACGACCAGGCCGACUACUUCCAAACCUCCAACGUGUGGCUCUCGCCGGCUGAGCGCGCCGCAGUGACCAAGCGUGCUGCGGCGGUCGAGGAUGCCAAGAUUGAGGCCCGCGACCGGACCAAGAUGCGGACCACCAUCACCUUUGACCUCGCUGGGCGCAGGGUCCUGGUCACCAACCCGGGCGCGUCGGCGCGGGUCCCGGCAGCCGAGAGUGAGAUCCACGACCCGCGCGCGCUGCGGCCGGUUGAGGAGACUGCGCCGCACGGCAACGUUGAGCUCCUCUCGUACGCUGGUACAUACCGCAACCCAACACUCUCCAGGCCACCACCCAUGUUUGUGGCUCCCGACUACCGCGACAAGCUCAAGGCCGCCGCACGCGACGCCGUCGCUGAACAGCAACGCGCUCGGCGACAUGGCGUCCUGCAGCACGACGACUACUUUCCCAUUCCCAUGGUGGCCGGCAACCCGAACCUGCUCCCGCCGCCGGUCGAGCCCGAAGAGGCGGCCAAGGCUGCCGCCAUCGCCGCCGCCAACUCGCCAUUUGCGCGCACCAAGGCCGAAAAGGACCGCGGCAUGGCGCUCUCGAUGCACCAGCCGUGGGCCUCGCUCCUUGUCGCCGGCAUCAAGCGGGUGGAGGGCCGGACGUGGCGCUCAGACUUUCGCGGGCGGCUCUGGAUCGCCUCAACUGUCCGCGAGCCGACCGACGAAGACAUCGCCGAGGUCGAGGGCCAGUACGUCGGUUCGACCGACAUUCCGUUUCCGGCCUCGUACCCGACCGCAGCCCUCCUCGGUUGCGUCACCGUCACCGACGUUCUCUCCCACGACGAGUACGUGGCGUCGGCGUCCGACGAGGUGCGCGAAGACAACUCGUCGCCGUAUGUCUUUGUGUGCGCCAACCCGCGCCUCCUCACCGUCCCAAUCGCCAUCUCGGGCGACCACAAGAUCUGGAAGCUCGACGCGCACUCACACGCCGCCGCCCUGGCCAAUCUUGAAGACGACGACGGCGACGGCGGGAGUGACGACUGAGCUACUGGGCAAUGCGAUGCAUAAAGGUACAUUUAGAGCA
This is a messenger RNA of Thecamonas trahens ATCC 50062, 1903 nucleotides long. Its product is annotated as activating signal cointegrator 1. Gene Ontology annotation, molecular function: transcription coactivator activity; zinc ion binding. Gene Ontology annotation, biological process: positive regulation of DNA-templated transcription. NCBI's taxonomy places the organism in Eukaryota, Apusomonadida, Apusomonadidae. Gene Ontology annotation, cellular component: nucleus. The coding region runs from base 1 to 1863 and encodes 620 amino acids. The record is from RefSeq and is a predicted model, not a curated record. The transcript has 2 exons.